AUGACCUCAAUACAAUCGCACACGUUAAUAAACGGACGUAAGGGUAAGUGACUAAUGAAAAUUAUUAAUACUUCUUUUUUACUAAGAAUCCAUUAUAAUAUUAUUAUAUUUUAAUAAUUUAACAGCACGAAUUUCGAAUAUGUCUAUAAACGGUCUUGUGUUUUUUUUCCUUCUAAAACGACAUAAAUUUGAAAGUACAUAUUAAUCAAGUUGUAAUUUUCCGAAUAUCCUACCUAAACAGAUAAUAAUAUGCCGUGUGCCCGCGAAAACAGGAUACACUGAAGAGUAGCUCAGUGCCCUCAGUAUUAUAUAUUUUAAUCCCACUAGUGGAACAUAAAUCAAUACACACGGUUUUUACUAUAUUGUACAGUGAGUGCUGAAUGUUAGGUAACUAACCUAUUGAGUUAACCCAGUUUUCGCGGACACAGUUUAAUAUAUAUUAAUAUAAAUGCAUACAUUGUUCAAUAUAAGUGUAUUAUUAUACAAUACAAUACAAUACAAUAUCUAUGUUAUAUUUUAUAUUUAAUUGUUUUGGCCUGAAUUUCAAAUAUUGCUUACAUUGCCCGCCUAUUAUUAACCAUAUAUGCUGCAUACUUACCUAUUGCUUUAUAUUACCUAUUUCAUGUGGUAGAAUAAAUAUUAACCUAUAAUCCUAUACUUUGUUUGUGUUACGACGGACAUAUUUUUAAACAUAAGGGUUAUUUAUUGUAUUAUUAUUGUUCAUUAUUUGAGUAUUAUACUUUUAAAAACAUUAAUCGUGCUCAAUAUAAUUUAUAGUGGUGUGUAGAUGUCUGAUAUUUGGUAGGUACCAAUUACCAUUUCGGUUUUUGAAAUCAAAAACCAUAAGUUGUUGAAAUUAAUAUAUAUCAGUUAAAGCCUUAUUUUUUGAAUGAAUUUUUAUAUUCCAGAGACAAUUGUAGACAAUUUUCCCUGGAAAUAUUGGGUUUGGAAAAAUUCCAAUAUAUAAUGUUUCAAUAUUUUCUUGUGCCGAUACUCACUACUAAUAAUUAAUUUUAUUAUUAGGUAAAGGUACCUAGGUACAAGUUAUUUAAUUAGUAGGUAAUAUUAUCAUUUCAAAUUUGUAAUAACAUUAACUACCUAGUUACCUAUAAAUGUCAUAUAAUCCUAAUAUAGCUGAUAUUAAAAAUAAAUAAAUAAAUAUUAAUAUGAGGUAUUUAUAUUUUUAUUAUUUUUUCCUGUUGGAAAUAAAAAAAAACUGUUGUAUGUGACAAAUUUAUAGGUACACGACAAGUUUACAUAAAAAAAACUCCCUACCUACUGUAAAGAUAAAUUAAAUAUUUAAAUUGUUAGCAACACAGUAUAUAAUUUACAUAAUAUGGUAAUCAUUUAUAUGACAUAACUAGUGACAUAAUCCAUUUGGAAUUAUUUUUGAAAAAAAUAAUAUAAGUACUUGGUUUCAUUAUUUUUUUUAGACUAUUUUGUACUAAGUGUACAUUAAUGUUUAUGAUAUGCUUAUAAUGAGGUACUUAUUGAAUUAAAAGUUAAUUAGUUUUAUACUUACAUCAGUAAUAAAAUACUAAUAAAAUUAUCAAAUGUAUUGAUAAAAUACAAUAAUUAUGUAACUAGAAUACUACAUAUCUAAAUAACUAAAAAUAUUAUCUGUAAAACUUGAGAUAAACUGUAUAAAUAUGUUGAAGUACUUUUGAUAUGAAUAAAAUACUUAUGUAAAUUUACAAUAAAAAAAAUCGUUCAGUUCUUUUCAGAAAAUUAAAUAAUUUGUUUGAAUUUAUCUUUUAUAAUAUAACUAAACAUUUGGAAUAAUAAAUGAAGAUGCUUAAAACUACAUAGACACCUAAUAUAGUUUUGGAAAUAUCAAUUAGGUAAGCCAUGAUUAUAUUAUACAUAUUAUUUAGUAAAAAGGUAGGUGCUAUAUAAUAAUAUUAGCUGGUUAAAUCUAAUAGAUUUUAAUAUUAAUCACGGUAGGUAAUUCUCAAAAAUAUUUUUAUUGUGAAAUUUAGAGCUCAUUGGGCACAAUCCACACAAAUUUAAACUAAAAGUAAAUAUUAUAAUAUUAAGUUUUAAUUUUAACCAAACGAGGCCCGAGGUAAAUUAAUUUGAGCUGUUUUUGUAUAUACUAAGGUGCCAUAAAAAAAAAAAAAAUUAUAUUUAAUAAAAUUAACAAUGUAGAACAAUUUUUUUGAUUAUAUUUUAAUAAUACAUAUUAAUUUAUAGUAUACUAACAAAUGCAUUAAUAAAGACAUUGGUUUUAACUUGAAAAUUGCCAAUAUGAGUUUUCAUGUAUUUUUUUGGGGAUCAUCAACUAUUUCUUUUGCUUUUAUUUUAUAAUGACUUAAUCUCUACAUCUAAAUGGUAUUUUGAGUGAUUAUUUGUGUUGUGAAUAUUUGUUUGUACUUUAAUUUGUUUGUACUUUAAAGUUCACUAGAACUAAAUUAUUUCACACAAUUACAAAAAAAAAUAUCACAAUAAUUUAACAUUUUUUUAAAUAUAUUCUAUAUUAUUUUAUUGGAUCAAUGUGUACCUUACAAUGUUCUAUAAAGUGUUUAUUAGCACUAACCGGUGGUCAUUUUUGUUGUAAACUGAUAUUUUAUCUAUAAUUGAGUGAGUGUUGGUUAGUACUAAACAAACAUGGGACAUUGUAAGGUCAGCCUUAGGGCCAUUUUAUCUAAAGAUAACUAAAUUGUAAAUAUUGGUUUUCGUACUUGUUUUAACACUUCUUGAAAUCAUUAACUGGGUAUAUUGAAAUGCUGUCUAAAUACUUACUGGGACUAUUUGCUUGUGCUUCAACUCAUUUUAAAAUGAUAUCAAUAAUCUUUCAAUUUUUUUUUCCUAUAUAACCAAAAAUAAUUGUAAUGAAUUAUUGUAUUUUUGUUUCUGUGUGCCUAUAUAUAUAUAUAUAAACAAUUGUAUUCAAAUGACCUUAUUCAUUUGAAAAAUAAUUUUAAUUUCUUCAACUCAUUAAUAUUAAAAAUGAAUUGUUACUAUACCCAAUUGCAAAUUGUAAUUUAUAAUAUAACCUUGUGCAUUAAAUCAUUUGAAUUAAUUUUAUUAUUUUUCACACAGAUAGACAUAUAUAAAACUAGAAUGGGUUGUGCAUAUCGAUAUACUUACCAUAAAUUAUUAAUAUUACUUUUCUAAUGAGUAAACUAUAAAAGAACAGAGUCCAGCUAAAAAAUAAAAACUGCUUAUUAUAAAUAAAUUACUUAUAACAUACUACUUAAAAUUUGUAUUUAUAUAGCUAUAUAAUUUUCUGUUUUAAUUUCUAAUAAAAGCAUUAGAUAGUACAUAUUGUGUUCUUUAAAAAGGGUAAUAUGUAUACACAAAUUUGAGCGUUGUCCUAUAGUAUGUUAAUACAUAAAAAUAUACUCAAAAUAUUUUUUAUUUCUUUAGAAUUUAAACUAAACAAUUUUAAAUCAAAAUUUAUCUGAGUCUUCUUCAUUUACGUACAAAAUGAAAUAUUAUAACUGUUUGAAAAAUAAUGUUAACUCGUAUAUAUAAAUUGUUCAUGAAUCAAUAAUUCAUUGUAUCUACUUAUUUUAAAAUAAUUUAAAUCAUCUAACUAUGUAAAUUUUAAAAAUCUAUUUGUUAUCAGAUUGUAUUUAUUAUUUUGUAUUAUUCUUAUACCUACAAUUGUAUAUAAUUUACAAGCUUGCAUAACUGUAUAAUGAUCUGCUAUAGAAGCAUUGGGUGCUUGUGUUCUUGUUUUUGACUAUUGUAUUGUGUAGGAACACCGAAUGUAAUGUCAACAGAUACGCAUUGGCUAAAGGGAGUAAUAGCUGUUGCAGUUGGUAUUGGAAUUACGGUUGGUUCAGUUGGGGUAAUUUUUAUAACUCGACUGCUAGAAAAACAAGAAAAACUAUUAUUAAAACAAGAAGUUGAUGACUUAAAUACUGCAUUACUAGAUCUUCAAGCAGAAUUUAAAUUAUUAAAGUAAAAUAAUAUUCAUAAUGUUCCCAAUGCGUUUUGAAUUUACCAUGAGUUAUUGAAAAAUUAAAUUAUGGUCCUUUUAGGAAAAACAUAACAAAAUCUAGAAAAACAUUAACCUUAUCUAGUAGUACAAGUGUAACUAGUGAAGCGAGUUUGUAUACAGCACUUGGAACCGACGACGAAUAUCACGACAUGUCAUCAGAAAAUGAAGAAUCUCAACAUUCAAACAUGCUCAAUGAGACGUAAAUAAUUUUAUUUUUAUAUUUUAUUCUUUGAAAAAAAAAAAAAAAAAAUGUUUAUAUUUAAUUUAAUCCAAAGUCAAGAUGGUGAUUCAUCUACAGACAAUUUUAGCAAACAUACUGGGCCUUCCAUACUAAGUGACGAUAUUUUUGAUCAAGUAGAUGAAUUAUUUGAGGGUUCUGAUGAAGAUAAACUUAAAGCAUAUGAAAUUUUGGUGAAUCUUAAUGAAGAAGUAAAUGCAUUAUUAGUAGUGUUGUUUUCAUUGCUAAUAAUAUUAAACUAAUUGACAUCUUAUCUUUAUUUGUUAUAGCGAACAGAUGAUAUUGAGGUAUUAUGGAGGUUGGCGAAAUCGUGUCAGUUUGUAUCCAAAUAUUAUACUGCAGCAAAAAAAAAUACAGAAAAGAGUAAAUCAGUUAUUGAUGAAGGUAAGAAACUUUCGUAAUACUUAAAACACAAAAUUGAUUGUUAUGUUCAACUUUCUUGUUUGUAGGAGUUAAGUGGGCAAAGCAUGCUUUAGAAAUGUACCCAGGAAAUUGCAAUGCACAUAAAUGGUUUGCUAUAUGCAGUGGAGCACGGGGUCAGUUAGGGUCUACUAAAGAAAAAAUUGAAGGUGGUUAUAUAUUUCAAAAUCAUAUAAAUGAAGCAAUAAAAAUCAAUAAUCGUGAUCCGACCUUAUAUUAUUUAAAAGGAAAACUUGAAUAUGAAGUAAUUAUUUAUUGAUUAUUUCAUUUGAAUUUUAAAUGUUUUAAUUAUUAAAUAAUUUUUAAGGUUGCCAUAUUGUCGUCUUUUGAUCGGCGUAUCGCCAGUUGGUUAUAUGAAGAAGUUCCUAAGGGUACGGUAGCCGAAGCUAUUGAACUGUUUUUAAAAUUUGAAAACGAAUCCCCGAUUCAAUUAAAAGACUGCCGUCUGCAUCUUGCCAAGUGUUAUAUAACAAAAAAUGAAUAUGAUACCGCUGUUCAUUGGUUGGAACAAGCAUUGAAGCUUCCUGUCAAAGAUUCUGAGGUCAGUAAAAUAUUAUCCAUCUAAUCUAAUAAUAAUUUGCAUUUUCAAAGACCACAAAAACCAUUUUUUUUUUUUUAGGACAAAGAAACUGAUGCUGAAGCCAAUCAACUUCUCAAGAAAUAUUUAAAAUAUAAAAAAGUUUAG
Molecule: messenger RNA, 5292 nt
Organism: Cinara cedri
Lineage: Eukaryota; Metazoa; Arthropoda; Insecta; Hemiptera; Aphididae
Source: the annotation of a GenBank genome assembly